AUGUUCCUUCCUCUACGUAGGGUCUUACUGACCCUAGUGUUCGCCCUCUCGACGACCAGUAGCGUUGCAUUACAGAAACAGGCCUCCAAGACCUUGAGACACCGCAGCUAUGCAAAUCAACUGGAUGCUCAAGUACCUCUCGCAUUCAAUCGAGGGCCUUCCGAUGUUGAUACAGUCAAAGAUACCAUGUUUGAAAACCCUCUAGCAUCCGGUAAGCGACCCACGCACGCUUCAUUUGCGCUUGGAUUUAUGGAAGAAUAUGCGGCAGAGUUCUACGUGAAUGGCUCCAAGAUCCCUCUCGUAGACUGGGAUGUAGGUUCUAGCUGGGCAGGGUUGCUGCCGAUCAGCGCCCAUCCUAACGAGACUCGAAAGGCAAGGCAGGACUUCCUGAAAGUUGACCCCCCCACUCACAUGGACGAUGUGGCUCGUCUUUUCAGCUCUUCUUCUGGUACUUCCCUCCUGGACCCCAGGGAAGUACGGAUGACCUCAUAUUAUGGCUUAAUGGAGGGCCUGGUUGCUCCUCUACGGAAGGAUUCCUGCAAGAGAACGGUUUGGAUGCCUGGCCAGGCGCGUGCCACACCUAACGAAUAUAGCUGGACGAAUCUCUCCGGGGUACUCUGGGUUGACCAGCCUAUAGGGACUGGGUACUCUGUCGGCACUCCGAAUAUUACGAAUGAGAACCAACUUGCGGAACAACUUGUUGGCUUCUUCCAGCAAUUUCUUGAGGUCUUUUCCGAGCUCAAAGGAAAGAAUCUCUAUAUUAGCGGAGAAAGCUAUGCUGGGAUGUAUGUCCCGUACACGGCACACCAUAUCUACGAGAACCCUGGAGCUUUAGAUCUCAGCCUCAAAGGGUUCUGGAUCUCCGAUCCUUUGGUCACGCACAGGUAUCUGCAAGACUCAGUUCCUGCCGUCAAAUAUAUGCAUCAGUAUGAAAACGUCUUCUCACUCAACCAAUCGUUCGUCGAGCUGCUAGACUCCGUUGACGACAGCUGCGGAUAUACCCGCUAUCUGGAAACCUACAUCACGUAUCCCCCCAAACCGGCCCCCUUUCCGCUUCCGCAAGACACAGAAGAGUGCAUUAACUUGUGGGAAAGCAUCUACAAUGCGACGAUGAUUAUGAAUUCAGGAUUCAACGUUUAUCAAAUAUUAAACACGUGGCCACGCUUAUGGGACGUGCUCGGUGCCCCCACACAAGUGAUGGAGACACAAGUUUCCCCGCUCUACUUUGAUCGCGACGAUGUCAAGAGGACUGUGCACGUUCCAGCCGACACCAACUGGACGGUGUGCUCGGAUGCGCCUGUGUUCGUCAACGACACAGAUACGAGUGUGCCGCCGUUCCUCAGCAUCAUGCCGGACUUGAUCGAGAAGAGCGAGCGCGUUGUCGUCGUACAUGGCCUGCUGGAUUACGUGCUCAUGCCGGAAGGAGUGCGCCUCGCCAUCCAAAACAUGACAUGGAAUGGCGUGCAGGGAUUCCAGACGCCCAUUGAAGACGAUACGCUUGUGGUUCCCGGCGUGGGUGCAGUCGGAAGAAUGCACUCCGAGCGCGGUCUGACAUAUUAUGAGGUUGCAUUCAGCGGGCAUAUGGUACCGCAAAACUCGCCCUGGGCUGCAAUGCAUAUCAUGCAGUAUCUCAUGGGCUUCAGAGAUACACCCUAA
Fibroporia radiculosa is the source of this 1656-nucleotide messenger RNA. RefSeq lists its product as uncharacterized. Bases 1 to 1656 code for a protein of 551 amino acids. The record is from RefSeq and is a predicted model, not a curated record. NCBI's taxonomy places the organism in Eukaryota, Fungi, Basidiomycota, Agaricomycetes, Polyporales, Fibroporiaceae. The transcript is spliced from 15 exons. Gene Ontology annotation, biological process: proteolysis. Gene Ontology annotation, molecular function: serine-type carboxypeptidase activity.